UUUUUUAUAAAAUGGCUGCCUCUGUUGUUAGAGAAAAAUGUAUAGAAGUUGAGAUGGCACUUAAAAAAAGUGAAUCUUUCAUCUUUUAAUUUGUUUAUUUCUAUAUUUAGGACAUGGGAUUUAUUUUUUUAAUUGGGGGACUUUCGGGGUUUAGAAUAAUGGUAUUACAGUUCAUUUUUUGUCAGCAAAACGCGUUCCAUAUCCUUGUGGCUGUGGCGGUGGCUGGUUGCUUAGUGGCUUGAAUCAGAUCUGCUCUUUUUUUUUUUUUUGCGUCUCUGCUAAGAAACACAAAACCAGACAUUCUUGCUUCUUCCUGGCUGAUUGUCCAUCACAGAUGCAACUGCCUUCAACAGCGUCCUUAGUUAAGAUGUGUUCAUGUUCUGCUUGAUCUUAAGUUUUGCACUUGCUUUGCUCUGUGACUGAGGACCGCGGAUUGUUAGAAUAAUUGGUGAUUGAAUGAAAAAUAUUUGAAUUUCAGCGUUGAGUUUUGAUUUUCACGCCAACGGAAUUGGUGGGUUUGAUAUAUUCUGGGAGAACCACGGAUAUCAAGGAAGUUGUGUUUAAGUUGAGUUGGACUGAAUAUAACCAUAAGCACUUGGAAUGUUGGGUUGUGAUAUGCUUUUGACACCAAAGAAUCAGUAACUUGAAGGUCUGAGGUCCGGACUUCGAAGGCUAAGAUAUUGGAGUUGAAAAUAAUGUCUUCGGGUGAAGGUAGGCGUCGACGUGAUAAUCUUGUGCCUCUUGCUGCUUUGAUCAGCAGAGAAAUGAGGAUUGAAAAGAUGGACAAGCCAACUGUCAAAUAUGGUCAUGCAGCCCAAUCUAGGAAAGGGGAGGAUCAUUUCCUUAUUAAGAUGGAUUGUCAGCGGGUACCUGGGAAUUCGUCAUCUACAUUUUCUGUAUUUGCGAUCUUCGAUGGGCACAAUGGAAAUGCUGCAGCAAUUUAUACGAGAGAGAAUUUGUUGAAUCAUAUUUUGGGCGCUAUGCCUCGUGGUCUUGGACGUGAGGAGUGGAUUCAAGCUUUACCUCGUGCUUUAGUUGCCGGAUUUGUGAAGACUGAUAAGGAGUUUCAGAGCAGAGGAGAAACUUCGGGCACUACAGCAACAUUUGUAAUAGUUGAUAGAUGGACUGUUACUGUUGCUUCUGUUGGAGACUCACGUUGUAUUUUAGAUGCUCAGGGUGGUGCCGUUUCCUCCUUGACUGUUGAUCACAGACUUGAAGAGAAUGUGGAGGAGAGGAAAAGGGUGACUGCAAGUGGUGGGGAAGUUGGAAGGCUUAGCAUUGUUGGUGGUGUUGAGGUUGGUCCUCUUCGCUGUUGGCCUGGAGGUUUAUGCCUUUCUAGGUCAAUUGGAGACAUGGAUGUUGGAGAGUUUAUAGUUCCUGUUCCAUAUGUCAAGCAAGUGAAACUGUCAAAUGCAGGUGGGAGGCUUAUAGUUGCUUCUGAUGGCAUAUGGGAUGCCUUGUCCUCAGAAAUGGCAGCAAAAUCUUGCCGUGGGUUACCAGCUGAACUUGCUGCCAAACAAGUUGUAAAGGAAGCUUUAAGGACACGGGGACUAAAGGAUGAUACAACCUGCAUAGUUGUUGACAUAAUUCCUCCUGACAAUUCAAUUCAGCCUCCAACUCCUCCCAAGAAACAUAACAUGCUUAGAGCCUUGUUGUUUAGGAAGAAGUGCCAUGAUUCUUCCAGUAAGCUAUCAAAGAAGCUUUCUGCCAUAGGUACAGUCGAAGAACUGUUUGAAGAAGGCUCGGCUAUGCUUGCUGAAAGAUUAGGGAAUGAUUACUCCACAUCGCAAUCUACAUCUGGUCUUUUUACAUGUGUUGUCUGUCAAAUUGACCUUGCUCCAAGCGAGGGCAUCUCUGUUCAUGCUGGUUCUAUCUUCUCCACCAGCUCAAAGCCUUGGCAAGGGCCUUUCCUUUGUGCUGAUUGCCGUAAUAAGAAGGAUGCCAUGGAAGGAAAACGCCCAAGUGGAGUCAAAGUGGCCUAACUCUUUACUGUUUCCACCCAUUCUUGCUCCCACAAUUUUUUUUGUAAACGACAUUUAUUUAGGGAAGGAAAUUGUUUGAAUCUUACUACGAUGGUACAGCAGAUGUACAUGUAAUAUAUGCCUAUAAUGUAAAACGAGUCUUAUCAUUCAAGGAAGAGUUGGUCUAAGCAGCACCUGCUUGGAGCUUCAAAAA
This is a messenger RNA of Populus trichocarpa (black cottonwood), 2175 nucleotides long. RefSeq names its product probable protein phosphatase 2C 15. NCBI's taxonomy places the organism in Eukaryota, Viridiplantae, Streptophyta, Magnoliopsida, Malpighiales, Salicaceae. The record is from RefSeq and is a predicted model, not a curated record. Gene Ontology annotation, molecular function: protein serine/threonine phosphatase activity. Gene Ontology annotation, biological process: protein dephosphorylation. The transcript has 9 exons. The coding region runs from base 696 to 1982 and encodes 428 amino acids.